GGAAGUGGAGCCGCUGGCUACGACCCCCAGUGGCGGCAGCUUCAAGUCGCGAUCGAGCACCGCGAGUCGGGCGUGAUCUGCGUGUGCUCUCUUUUGGCUGCGAAACGCACAGCGACUGCACUUGCACCACCGCCGGCUAAUUGAUUUCGAUCGAUCAUGGGCAAACCUCGGGGGCUGCGGACAGCGCGCAAGCACGAACAGCACCGCAAGGAACAGCGCUGGCGUGACAAGGACUACAAGAAGGCGCAUCUGGGCACCAGAUGGAAGGCAAACCCGUUCGGCGGCGCCUCGCACGCCAAGGGAAUCGUCCUCGAGAAAGUCGGCGUUGAGGCUAAGCAACCUAACUCGGCCAUCCGCAAGUGCGUCAGGGUGCAGCUGAUCAAGAACGGCAAGAAGGUGACCGCGUUCGUGCCCAGGGACGGCUGCCUCACCUACAUCGAGGAGAACGACGAGGUCUUGGUCGCCGGCUUCGGCAGGAAAGGACACGCCGUUGGUGAUAUUCCGGGUGUGCGCUUCAAGGUUGUCAAGGUGGCCAACGUGUCUCUGUGGGCGCUCUACAGGGGCAAGAAGGAACGGCCGCGUUCCUAGACUGUCUUUGAUUCUCCGUCUGCAUUCACUCGUGUCAAACAGAAUAAAACUUUUCACGAUAAA
Molecule: messenger RNA, 651 nt
Organism: Cloeon dipterum
Lineage: Eukaryota; Metazoa; Arthropoda; Insecta; Ephemeroptera; Baetidae
Product: small ribosomal subunit protein uS12-like
Exons: 4
Coding region: 157-588 (143 amino acids)
Biological process (GO): translation
Cellular component (GO): cytosolic small ribosomal subunit; ribosome
Molecular function (GO): structural constituent of ribosome
Source: RefSeq, a predicted model, not a curated record